This is a messenger RNA of Ziziphus jujuba (common jujube), 1285 nucleotides long. Its product is annotated as oxygen-evolving enhancer protein 1, chloroplastic. The transcript has 2 exons. The record is from RefSeq and is a predicted model, not a curated record. Gene Ontology annotation, molecular function: oxygen evolving activity. Bases 85 to 1083 code for a protein of 332 amino acids. Gene Ontology annotation, cellular component: photosystem II oxygen evolving complex. NCBI's taxonomy places the organism in Eukaryota, Viridiplantae, Streptophyta, Magnoliopsida, Rosales, Rhamnaceae. Gene Ontology annotation, biological process: photosystem II assembly; photosystem II stabilization.
AAUUGUCCAUUCUUCACUCUCCCCACACAAUUUCCUCUUCCAAAUACUCUCUUGCUUCCAAUCUCACUGCCAUAAACACCAACCAUGGCAGCCUCAUUACAAGCCGCGGCUACUCUGAUGCAGCCGACGAAGCUCGGCGUCUCAUCCCGUUCCACCACGCAGCUUAGGUCCUCCCAAAGCGUUUCCAAGGCUUUCGGCGUUGAAUCAUCCGGUGCUAGACUCACCUGCUCUCUUCAAGCCGAUCUUAAGGACUUCGCUCAGAAGUGCGUCGACGCCUCCAAAAUCGCCGGCUUUGCUCUUGCCACUUCUGCCCUCGUUGUCUCGGGAGCAAGUGCAGAAGGAGUUCCAAAGAGGCUAACCUACGACGAAAUCCAGAGCAAGACAUACCUAGAAGUAAAAGGAACAGGGACAGCCAACCAAUGCCCAACCAUCGAUGGAGGAGUGGAUUCAUUCGCCUUCAAACCAGGCAAAUACAACGCCAAGAAGUUCUGCUUGGAACCCACAUCGUUCACGGUCAAAGCAGAGGGUGUCAACAAGAACGCCCCACCUGAAUUCCAAAACACCAAGCUCAUGACCCGCUUGACCUACACCCUCGACGAGAUCGAGGGACCUUUCGAGGUCUCAAACGACGGCUCUUUGAAGUUCGAGGAGAAAGACGGCAUCGACUACGCCGCCGUCACCGUCCAGCUUCCCGGUGGAGAGCGCGUGCCGUUCCUUUUCACCAUCAAACAGCUUGUGGCAUCCGGCAAACCGGACAGCUUUAGUGGAGAAUUCUUGGUGCCAUCGUACCGUGGUUCGUCUUUCUUGGACCCAAAGGGAAGAGGUGGAUCGACUGGUUAUGACAAUGCCGUUGCAUUGCCUGCCGGUGGAAGAGGAGACGAGGAGGAACUUGUUAAGGAAAACAUCAAGAACACUGCCUCGUCGACGGGGAAGAUCACUUUGAGUGUCACCAAGAGCAAGCCCGAGACCGGAGAGGUCAUCGGAGUGUUUGAGAGUCUUCAGCCUUCCGAUACUGAUUUGGGUGCGAAAGUUCCCAAGGAUGUGAAGAUUCAGGGUGUUUGGUAUGCUCAGCUUGAGUCGUAGAGCUUUUUUAAAUUAAUCACUGCAUGUAUGUAUUUUGUUGUUUGUUUUCGGAUUUUUGUUAUAAUUUGAAGUUGCAAAAGCUGCUUAGAAAAAAACCUUUUGUUUCUAAAACCAAAAUGGAGAAGCGCUAAGAUCCGAUCAUUAUUAUCUUGUUGUAUAUUAUUAUGGUUUUUUAUUACUAUUAUCAAUUAAUGUUUCGAAA